Suillus fuscotomentosus is the source of this 423-nucleotide messenger RNA. RefSeq lists its product as uncharacterized. Lineage: Eukaryota; Fungi; Basidiomycota; Agaricomycetes; Boletales; Suillaceae. Bases 1 to 423 code for a protein of 140 amino acids. The record is from RefSeq and is a predicted model, not a curated record. The transcript is spliced from 2 exons.
AUGCUCGGCCUUAAAGGAAGCUUAUUUCAACUUUCUACCGCUACUUCCCUUUCAACCACUACCACCGCUAUUAUUAUUAUUUUGCCCUCCUCACUCAAGGUCACUCCGUGGUUCUUCGUCAUGGUCCUAACUCCCCUUCAAUGGUUGGCCCCCAAUGGUACCUCCUCAAUCCUGGUCCUUCCUCGCGAUCUCGGUCCUUCCUGGUGGUUGUGGUCCUUCGUCAUGGUUGUGGUCCUUUCUCGCGGUCCUGGUCCUUUCUCACGGCCCUGGUCCUUCCUCACGGUCUUGGUUCUUCCUCGUGGUCCUGGUAUUUCCUCGUGGUCCUGGUCCUUCUUCAUGGUUGUGGCCCUUCGUGGAUCUGGAUCUGGACCCUACUUCCUCGUCUAUACUCUUUUCUUAUCUUGUUGCUUCCAUUUGUUGUAG